This is a messenger RNA of Morchella sextelata, 999 nucleotides long. RefSeq lists its product as uncharacterized. Lineage: Eukaryota; Fungi; Ascomycota; Pezizomycetes; Pezizales; Morchellaceae. The record is from RefSeq and is a predicted model, not a curated record. The coding region runs from base 1 to 999 and encodes 332 amino acids. Gene Ontology annotation, biological process: ubiquitin-dependent protein catabolic process. Gene Ontology annotation, molecular function: endopeptidase activator activity; ubiquitin binding; proteasome binding. Gene Ontology annotation, cellular component: cytoplasm; nucleus; proteasome regulatory particle, lid subcomplex. The transcript has 4 exons.
AUGUCUGCAGUAAGGCCUCUCAUUUCGAUCAAAGCCGGAAAAUGUUCCCAAGUUGGUACCCGGAUCAUUCCCUCACCAGAGCCUGGUCUUCUUUACAUCUACAACAGCGUUGAGGAUGAUCUUCUCCACUUCUGCUGGAGACGUCGUUCUGCCACCCAGCCCCAAGCUGAGGACGACCUGAUCAUCUUCCCACAAGACGUCACCUUCACCCCGUACACCGCCUGCACCACUGGCCGUGUCUUUGUCCUCAAGUUCACAUCCUCAUCUCAGCGUCACUUCUUCUGGCUCCAGUCAAAGUCUGAAUCCGACGGCAACCCUGGCCAUUGGUCCAACCGUGACCGCCGAUGGGGUGAAACAAUCAACAACAUCCUCCAGGGUGUCGAGGACGAGGAUGACGAGAUGGGUGACCCAGACGCCGAGCUAGGAAGUGACGAUAUUGAGGAGGAGGGAAACGCUAGCAGAAGGGGCGGUGCUGAUGGUGGCAGGGCAGACUCCCCCAACCCCUUCAGCACAACCUCACCAUCCUCCAACCCCAACGACUUCCUCAAAUCCCUCAUCUCCUCCAUCAACGUCGGCAACGCGCCCCCCAACUCCAGCGGCGCCGGCCCCUCCCGCUACGGCCAACAAACCCCCACCCUCAGCCUGCACGACCUCCUCAGCACCACCACCACCGUCUCCCUCCUCUCCACCCUCCCCGCCGCCUCCCUCGACCAACUCUGCGCCAACCUUCCCCCAGCCCUCAUCCCGCGCAACGCCACCGACUCCCAAAAACGCGACAUCAUCCGGCGCGUCCUGCAGAGCCCGCAGUUCGCGCAGAGCUGCGUGAGCCUGACAGUGGCGCUACGAGACGGCGCACUGCGCGGCGUCGCCGACAGUCUGCAGGUGCCGCUGGGGCCCGGCGAGGAAGCGUCGGGCACGGACCAGGUGGAGCUGUUUGUGGGCGGUGUGAGGAGGGGUGUGGAGCAGGAGGGGGAGGGGGAUGAUGAGAUGGAGGAUUAG